CACGGUCACUGCCUCCCCUCAUCUUGACCUUUUUUUUUUUUUUUACUUUUACCAUUUAAGAAAGGGGCGCGCCGAGCAAAGCGAAAAUGAAGAUUGUGGAUAAGUCAUCAACAAGUCCUUUCAACUUUGUCCGCACUUUGUGACUCCCGGAGCCACCUGCGCGCGCAGAAUGACGCGCACUUUUCGUUUUUAGACGCCGAGGUUGUUGACAAAAGUCAGCUCACCUGUUUUGUUUUGGUUCUUGGGCGGCGAUGGGCUCCCUCAUUAGGACCCCGGCCACUCUGCCUGCUUGGAAAACCACUUUUUUACUUUUAAACAUCAUCUCAGCCGCCUGGACCAAAAGGCACUCAGUGUUUUGGAACUCCACCAACAACAGGUUGACAACAGGGGCACUGUCCAUCCAGGUGAGCCUGAACGACUACCUGGACUUCUACUGCCCGCACUAUCCCACCAAGCAGUCCCUGGGCGCCAAGGAGCCAGAGACGCUGGCCCUCUACCUGACCGAGGAGGCGUCUUUCCAGGGCUGCGUGGAGAACAAGGUGGCCAUCAAGCGGUGGGAAUGCAACACCCCCGACGCCCCCUUUGGACCUGUGCGCUUCUCGGAGAAAGUCCAAAGAUUCACCCCCUUCUCUCUGGGGUUUGAGUUUUUGCCAGGACACCACUACUAUUAUAGCUCUCUACCCGCAGAUGAAGGGCCUCCACUGCCGUGUAUGAAGCUGCGUGUCACCGUGUGCUGCGAGAGCGCAUCCACGGGCUCCAAGCAAAAACAAGCGACCGGGCCCUUCAAUCGCGUUUGCCCGUCGAGGACGCCGUCGCUUCCCUUCCUCCUCCUCGCCCUCCUGCUGACCACCUGACCGGCGAGACGACGCUCAGAUUAAAAAAGAAGAAAAGGACAGCGAGAAACGAUCCACGCGGCCCCGAUGCGUGCCAAGAUCGUGCCGACGGCGCCUCGCGCGCAAACGCCCAACGGGCGUAUGGCACAUCGCCUUCACUCAGGGUCAAGCAAGAGAAUCCAUCACAUCAGGAUCAUUGAUAUCACUAAUCAUCGCAUAGUAUCAUACUCGACACUUCAUUUUUGUACAGUCAACAAAAACACGAUAUCAUCCCCACUGACUUUUGAUAUCGAUACUAUGGAUAUUUGUAUCGCCCAGCCCUCUUUUACAGAACUAGUAACCCCCACUAGGUUACCCACUACACUACUUGUACACUGUUACUGGUAGUGGGUAUUGUCCAGCAUCAAUACAGCUGCGCCCCCUGCUGGGAUCUAACUGGUUCUACUGGUUUGGCCCCUCCAAUAGGUCUUUUGUAUUAAUAAUAAUGAUGAUGAUAAUAAUAUGCUUUGUCCUCUCUGGUCAGACCCCCCUCUGUGCUGCCCGCCAGGGGGGAUUGUGGGUAAGCCGAACAGUCAUCUAUUGUCUUCACUGUGUUAGUUAACAAGCGCUGCCAAAAUAUGCUUAAUAGUGUUUCAUUGUUUUAGUAACAACUUUCCCUUUGAAAUGUGGCUUCUCACACUACUUGUGUUUAUACAUCCAUAUAAACACAAACAGGUGCAUCUCAGGAAAUGAGAAUAUGGAGCAAAGGUCAUUUGAAUUCAGACUAUGAGGCCAACCAAAGUUUUUGCAGGUUUUUUUUUUUAGCAGGAUUUAUAUCAUUCAACUUUUUUUUGUAAAUCAUUUUUUCAUGUAAAAAAAACACAUUAUUUUUUUUAACAAUAAAGCUUUGUUUUUGCAAAAAUAAAGAGUUCACCAGACAAUUUUAGGUUUGCACCAACUGAAGUUUCAUAGAAUUAGAUAAAUAAAAUCCAAAUAUGAAAUAAGUAGCAGGCAACUUUUCAUUCAAUAGCAUGAAGUGCAGCAUCUCUUAACCAGCACUGCAAUGAGGAAAAAAAUACAUUUAAAAAAUGAUAUUGCGGUGAAUUUUUUUUAUAUAUUUUCUAAAAUAACUAACUUAUGCUGUAAAAAUCUGUACAAAAAACAUUAUAAUCCAUCUAAGUAAAGUUUUUAAAAACAUGGAUUAUCUAAACUAUUGAGUGGUACUGUAUAUAUAAAUCCUAGCUGUAUUAAAUUAAUUUCGACAAUCUAGUCCAGGGGUGUCUCAGGGGCCACAUGGAGGAAAAUCUGUGAUGAUUAAAAUCAUGGCAUUAAAAGUAAAAAAAUAAAGACAACUUCAGAUUGUUUUCUUUGUCUUACUUUGGCCAAAAAUAGAACAAACACAUUCUAAAAAUAUUACAAUAAAAAUAUAGAAAAAAACUACCGGCAGCGGUAAAGUUUAGAUCAUUGGUCCCCAAACUACGGCCUGCGGGGCGGAUCCGGCCCCUCAGCAUCCAAAAUCCGGCCCACAGGAAGACCCAAGUAAUUUUAUUUUAUUUUUUAUUUUAUUUUUUUUUAAUCUUUCCGUUCUAAUCCAUUUUCUAUCGCUUGUUACUCUUGGUGUCUCUGGCAAAUCUAAAAAUGAAUUUCCCCAUCGAUAACGUGACAAUGUUAAAUGUUGAUGAAUAUCAAUGUUAAUUGAAGUUAAAUGUCAAAACGGAUUAUAAAGACAAUAUAUAUAUAUAUAU
Nerophis lumbriciformis (worm pipefish) is the source of this 2557-nucleotide messenger RNA. It is a transcript of the gene efna4, whose product is annotated as ephrin A4. Gene Ontology annotation, molecular function: ephrin receptor binding. Gene Ontology annotation, cellular component: plasma membrane. The record is from RefSeq and is a predicted model, not a curated record. Gene Ontology annotation, biological process: ephrin receptor signaling pathway; axon guidance. NCBI's taxonomy places the organism in Eukaryota, Metazoa, Chordata, Actinopteri, Syngnathiformes, Syngnathidae.